Endocarpon pusillum Z07020 is the source of this 2004-nucleotide messenger RNA. RefSeq lists its product as uncharacterized. The transcript is spliced from 2 exons. Lineage: Eukaryota; Fungi; Ascomycota; Eurotiomycetes; Verrucariales; Verrucariaceae. The record is from RefSeq and is a predicted model, not a curated record. The coding region runs from base 1 to 2004 and encodes 667 amino acids.
AUGGCUGAACGCCGUGCUGCCGAAGAUCCACGGCCCCCUCGCGAUGCUUCGCCUCCAGAGCAAGUGGUGGAAGAUUCUCAUCUUCCCCAAAGCGCUUCUGCUCCAUGGCAGGCUGCACGAAAUAUGCGGCCAUCCCCAAGUGCGCCGCCUGCACGACAGAUUGCCCGCUCCGCUAGAGAUGGAGACGGCCUACGGACUCACAUUCUGCCGGCUUCGCAGAGCGUGCCAUCUCCAGGACAGGCUGCAGCACGUCCGCGGGCAUCUCCAAGUGUAUCGCCUCCACGCAAUGCUGCCCGUUCAGAUAGAGGCGCAGAGGGCCCAAGCACCCGAGGUCAGCAAACUUUUAGAAAUGAUGUGGCUGAGCAGCAGGUCGUCCCACGUCGGCAAGCCACCCGAAGUGAUUUAACACAACAACAGGCUGCUGGUUCAACUGAAGGUGGUGGGAGUCCAGGUUUCUAUGGUACGCAUGCGUCUCCAAGUGGUCCGGCGCAACAGCAAACAGUCACCUCAAGUAGGAGUAGGCAGAACCAACUGGCCCAUUGUACGCAGGCGGGUCAUAGUGCUUCAGAUCAGCAACAGACUGCAGGCUCAGCAGGUGCUGGAGACGGCUCAAGGGUCAGACAUCGGCACGGCUCAGGAAUAGGGGCAAGCAGUGAUAUCGCUCUUCCACAUCGGGAUUUAGCGACCGGGUGCACAGAAACUCCUUCCCAAGGCCUUGGGUCUCGAAAUCGUAUAACUCAAAACCAAGGUGCGGGCUCAGUGGAAGGCAGACAGGAUUUACACCUUCAGAGUCUAAGAGGGUUGCCUAAAAGAGGGACACAAUUUGACCCGAGAAUAACACAUCACAACAAUCAUAGGCAGGCGCGAUUGCCACUAGGAGAGCCGUGCUCCAGAGAAGAGACAAUCAAUCCUAUCCCGAACAACUCGAAAUUGACAAAGCAAGAGCAAAGACGAGCGAAAAGGCAUCAUCGGUACUAUACUUGUCUCAGAACCGACAUCAUACUUGGUCCCAAGACUGACUCAAAAGAUGGGGCACUCGCUGGCGCGCUAACUGCACACGAGUUUGCAGUCUGCCUCGUGUCAAAAUAUAAUAGAGAGCUUCCAAGAGGCUGGCCUGGAAUGAAGGUGGUUGAUGACGCUGAGGACGACGUCUCGAAUGGAGAUGCAUGGCUCCUAGAAAUGGGUAUUGAUGACCACGACGAGGAACAACCUUGGCCAUACUGGUUGGUCUCACCGGCGCUGAGAGUACCUUGUACGCCUACAAGGAGUGAAAAGCCCGGAGAAACAAGAGAGGGAGGAAUCGACUGGAGGAAGGUUACUGCCUUUACUUGGGACCAUCUCAGUAAAAAUUACGUGCUUGACGAAGCCGGCACAAGCUUUACCACAAUUUCCACCUGGUCACGAGGCAACAGAUACACCCCAGGAGCAGAGAAGCUGUAUGUGUCCAGACUCAAGCGCCUCUGCAUAGCCAUCAUCCACUUUGAAGAUGUGUUCCACAGGGUGAUGGAGCAUACGGAUCCGCCUCCAGCGUGGUAUAUUGACGAUCCCCAUUUCCAGAGAAACUGGCGUGACAAUCCCAACCUCGGCCGGCUGCCGCUCACCCAGGCCCAGAGUAUCUACCAGAUCGCGGCGAUAGAGGACAAACCGGAGAACAUGGAGCGCCUACUGCAAUCGAUCGAGCCCGAACUCCACGAUCCGGAUAACCUAUAUUGCUGGGCCCCCAAAAGGUCCUUCCGAGACCACGGCUUCGACGACGACCACGAAAUCACAUUUUUCAUCUCACGCACGUGCACCAGCGCGGCCAACGCGCUCAACUGGAUAGAGACGGUCACGCUCUUCGUCCGCGCCGCCUUUGCAUGUCCGGCCCCGCUUCUCGGAAACAGGAAAUACCCACCAAACCUUCAAGGAUUCGCCCGCUUCCUGCGAGGAAACCACCGUCCCGACGGCACGAGUUACCGGAGAGAUUCUAGCGGAGACUCGUCGUCCAGUUCCGGAAGUGAAUAG